ACACAAUAAUCGCAUCCCAUUUGUAGUUGAAAAUUUUCAUGUGAUUUCAAACUUGAUUAUGGAAUUCUAGCACAAUUUUUUAAAAUAUAAGUGCUUUUCAGUAAUAGAGAAGCACUCCCAAACACCCACUACCACAACUUUUGUCCCUAAAAUUCGUCCAUCUGAAUAAAAACUGACACCCUCAAAAAAUUGUUCAUUUUAUACUGGAAAAUUUUUGCAAUGUAAUUAGGUUUAUGUUCUUUCAUUAUUGUCCCGUCUGUUCGUGCCUCAUAUGUGACAUUAUCAUUAAAAAAAUCUCACUAAAAAUUUGGAUUACAACAAGGAUUAUUUUAUCAGAUGGGAUGUCUCAACUCUUUUGGAGACUUGUUAUACUAGUCCCCUGGUAAACGUGUAUUUUUUAUCACCUCGAAGUUAUCUGAUAUAAUUUUCAAAAUUUCUAAACGCAGAGAAUAGUUUUAAACUAUAAAAAUGAGUAUUAUCUUAAAAUAUGUUUUAUUUUAUCUCAGUUUUCAUAUAAUAAUUUUCUGAAACCCGAAUCUUGCUACAAUUAUAUCUCUGCACCAUUACAGUAUACCUUUUAGACGUUUAGAGAGAUUAGACCUCCGUGAAUUUCAACCUUUAUGUCCAAAAUUAUGAUCCUAGUUGUGUUGUAGUAGGAGUCUAAAGAGAGGAGUCCCUGAUUAAAAAAACAUAAUACACCAAACGAUGCUUUUUUUUUUUUUUUUUUAUACUUAUGAAUCACCUGCAAACCACACAUACUCCCUCCGUCCUUAUUUAGUUGUCCAGCUCGUAAAUUGUGACUCACAUUUGUGAGGAGCUGGACAACUAAAUAAGGACGGAGGGAGUAUCAUUUAAACCCGAGCCUGAGUACUCUCGCCUCUUGAGACCCCUUAAUUAUGGGCCACCUGGAUCAAAUUUAUGUGAAUGCUCUUACUGAUUUUGGCAUGCAAAGGGAUGGAUUUAAAACUUGAAUUAGCUAUUUGGGGUCACCGGAGCGAGUUUAGAUCAAUUAGUUAAUCCUCUACUAAGCCAAUCUCAAGCUUUUCCUAAGCAGUCAUUAGUUACUCUUAAAGCCCAACUGAAUUUAUAAUCGUGUGAAUAUUAUUUUGCCACCUAUUGAAUCUACAAAAACAAGCUAAAACAUCGACCACACCAGAUCAUUUUCCGUUUAAUUCUCUCCUCCAAGUUGAAAACAAACUCCAGCGAUCUUAUCGUUAUACGUUGGCUUCACUCGAUCAUUUGAAACUUUCAAACCCUAAUCCAAAGUAUCUAAACCACCUCAUAACCCAGUCUCAAAGAGUGACCAAGAAAGUGAUCAAACACCAAAACUAAUGGAAACAAGAUCUGCUAAGAGAAAGAAACUCUUGAUCAUCAAUGCAGAACAUGAUCAUCAAGGUGAUCAUCAGAGAAUUAGUGAAGACCGAAUCAGUAACCUUCCUGAUGUUAUUCUUCAUCACAUUCUCUUCCUUCUCCCCAUCAAAUCCAUUGCUCAGACCAGUGUGUUAUCGAAGCGAUGGAGAUACCUCUGGUCCUCCUUUCCUGAUCUUGACUUCAACACCAUGGAACCCGUCAUCAGUUCUUCGAAAAAAAUCAAAAUCAAUACAAAUGGUCAAAAGAGAGUACACUCUCCGAUAGCUAAAGGCAUGGACUUCGUCAGCCAAGUCCUAGGUCACCGGGACAAGCAUUCCGAUAUAAGGAUCCUCCGUUUUCGUGCAGUGGUGAGCUUUUCUCGAUUAAAUGGAUUGAUUCGUCGUGCUGUGAGGCAUAAUGUUCAAGAACUUGAUGUUGAGGUCUCCACCCAUGAUUAUUUUAACUUCCCACGUUGCAUUAUAGCCUGCGAAUCAUUGAGGAUUUUCAAGCUCAAGUCUUGUUAUCCUGGCUUUAGAUUGCCUCCAACCAUCAUUUUGAAGAGUGGUUUUCAAUCACUCCACACUUUGUCACUUUCCCUUGUCAUUUUAUACCAACAACGCUCUCUUCUUGAUCUGUUUACGGAUCCAUCGUUCCCUCUACUUAAGAAGCUGAAUUUGGAUGCUUGUUUCGGGUUGAAACAUCUCCAUGUUAGUUGCCGAGGACUCGAAGAAUUAACCCUAGAGAAUUGUUUUCAGUUGAAUGAUUUGCACAUUUCUGGGGGGAAGAUGGAGAGAUUGCGAGUGGCGAGUUGUUUUGAUGCGUAUAGUGUGAGUAGUUGGAUCAAAAUUGAUGCCCCGAGACUCGAGAUUGUGGUUUGGGAAUAUAAUGCUAUUACUGAGAACAGUUGUGUGGAGAACUUGACUUCACUGCAUGAGGCCUCCAUUGGGUUCUUUGUACUUCAUGAGGACAUGAGUGCAGCAAAGCUUCAGAGUGUUUCCAAUUUCCUAUCUGGAUUCUCUCAUGCCCAGUGUUUGACACUUGAAAGCCAAUGUGUUGAGAUUGUGUCCAAGAAUAAGCAAUUUGCAGGUGUUUUACUGCAUCCCUUUGAUAAUCUCAAUACCUUGGAGCUGCGUACCGGUUUCAAUAAACACAAUAUUCCAGGACUAGCAUGCCUAUUCAGGAGCUCUCCUACUCUACACACACUCAUUAUCAAGAUCAUUGACGAUUACAAAACCGAAAGGAGACAAUGGAAUGGAGACUUGUGGGACUUGUCCAGCUCUGAGGAAGAACGAUACUGGGAAUCUCAAAGCCAAAUCUUGAAGUCCUUCCUGCAUCACCUAAAGGUAGUAAAAAUCCAUGGCUUUUUGGCAUGUGAGAAUGACAUUAGUCUGGCAAAGUUUUUGCUCAAACAUGGAAGGGUUUUGCAAGAAAUGACCGUCUUCUCAGGACACUACAAUUCUAGAUAUUCGCUCAGGCGGGAAAAAAUAAAGUCACAGAUGAUGGGAUUUUCACGUGCUUCUUCUAAUGCUAAAAUUGCAUUUCAAUGAGCGAGCCUCAGCUUAGUAUUCAAAAGGUUCAUAUCAGCUUAGAUUUCUAGUCAUCCCUAUGGAUGAGUACAACUGUUUGACAUUGUUACGAGGGAUGUUGCAUUGUGAGGCUCGUUUAAGUCUCUAUUGUUGCUAUUGAAGUAAUUGGCAAUGUAAGAUGGAAACCUAUUUAACAAGUACAUUCCCAGAAAUGAAGUUACAUUGCGAGAAUUGUGGACUCUUCUCAUGUUUAAGAGAGUUUUUUUUAAUUUUUUUUUUAUUCUGCUAAUGUAUGAUUUUAUUUUGAGAUUAAGUAUAAUAAUAUAACAUGUCUUUUAAUUUUGGCCAAGUAUAAAACACCUUAAUUUUCCACCAGAUCGAAAUGACACGAAAAUUUCGAGUUUGAGCACGAAAGUAGGUCG
Cornus florida is the source of this 3298-nucleotide messenger RNA. Its product is annotated as putative F-box/FBD/LRR-repeat protein At4g03220. NCBI's taxonomy places the organism in Eukaryota, Viridiplantae, Streptophyta, Magnoliopsida, Cornales, Cornaceae. The record is from RefSeq and is a predicted model, not a curated record. The coding region runs from base 1332 to 2897 and encodes 521 amino acids. Gene Ontology annotation, molecular function: protein binding. The transcript is spliced from 3 exons.